GACUUCUUCAUUUCUUCUCAAAAAGUGCACUGUCGGAACGGUUGGACGCGACGCAGCGUAGCCUAGGUUAGGUUAGGCUACGACGCGGUGGCGGUAGGCGCAUCAGUAGACGUAGACGCUGGCACACAACUCUAAACUUUUUCCACAAACGGAGGUGUUUCAGCAAUGGCUGAACAGUUGGAUCGAUUAAUCAUGGGCGCCAAAAAGGCAUCCGAGGCUCGGUCGACGAGACGGGCACCACGCAGGAACGCGUCCUCCAGACCAUCUUCGCACCAACCGGCCUUUUCAAGGAGCAAUCGGUCUAGAUCAUUUCAAGACGGUGGGACGGUUGUCAACCAACCCCCGAACAGUGGUUCCAAGAUACAUGACUGUUACGUCGUCUUAGAGCGAAUUAGCGAUGCUCCAAAAAAGGAGGCACAGAAUGUUUCUGAAAAGCAGACGCCAAAUGACGAACGCCAACGCAUGGCGUUGAGGAUGAGACAUAAGCAAUCCGGAUCGCAAGAAAAAGAGCUGCUGUCCACGUCCAAUGCAAAAAACGUCCAUGAGGCAACUACGGUGGGCGUAAGUAAAACCGACAGUGGUGCCAAAGACAUCAAGGAACACAAGGAUCCGAUUGACCCAGAUCGAUUGAAGACCGACUGUCAGGCUCCAGGCUCCGGCUACAUAAGUGGUCCAUUCCAUCAGGAAACAAUACUGAACGGAAUGUAUCAGGCUGCACAGCGGGGUAGGGAGGAGUUUGAUGUAUGCAUGAAGAAUUUCCUCAAUUGUGCUGGUGUAAGCCUGACAAACAAUAAGAGCGAAGCAAUGCCACUGCCAUGGUUUAACGUUAAGGAAAAUUUCCAGGAAGAUAGCGUCAUUUCGAAGAACCACAACAAUAAUUUUUGCCUGUUUGCUGAUCUUGAAGCUGAAGCUGACGACGAGUAAGCCGCACAGCAUCAUAAAGUCGUACUUUUUCUUAUGAAACGAUGUUUCAUGUUGACAAAUUUUCUAUACUUUAUAUUUUAUGCUUAACUAGUAUUUUUAUUUUUCAUAUUCGUCAAUAUGUUAUUUUUUCUUCGUUGGCGCUGUACAGCUUAGGCUAACAAAUGAAACAAAAUAAAAUAUUGUCGAUUUUUAGAAA
Frankliniella occidentalis (western flower thrips) is the source of this 1120-nucleotide messenger RNA. RefSeq lists its product as uncharacterized. NCBI's taxonomy places the organism in Eukaryota, Metazoa, Arthropoda, Insecta, Thysanoptera, Thripidae. The record is from RefSeq and is a predicted model, not a curated record. The coding region runs from base 166 to 924 and encodes 252 amino acids. The transcript has 5 exons.